ACGAGAAAACAAACAUCAUAACGGACAAAUCAACAUUUUUUGAAUUCAAAAAACACUCUCUUCAUAUUUACAUCACUCACACUCUCAUUCAUCUCAAUUCACUCACAAUGGCAUCCCUAACACCAGGCUUAAUCCUCAAACUCCUCCAAGCAAUGAACACCGAUACACGCGUCACCGGCGACCACCGUUCUCCACUUCUCCAGCUGAUCGGAAUAGUACCUGCUUUAGCCGGUUCAGAUCUCUUCUCCAACCAAGGCUUCUAUCUUAACCUCUCAGAUUCCCUCAAUUCCACUUAUGUCCUUCUCUCUCACCCUGACACUGACCUAAUCCUCAAUAACCGUCUUCAAUUAGGUCAAUUCCUCUACGUCGAUCGAUUCCAUUUCAACUCUCCUCUUCCUAUCGUAACCAACAUUCGUCCUCUCACCACUCGUCACCCUUUUGUCGGAACACCGGAGCCACUCGUCGCUCGCAUUUCAUCAACUUCUCGUCAUUUCACCAUUCAACCUCUUUCAGAUUCUGAUGAUCCUCUUUCUCUUUACCUCUCCACCAACACUACACAGUCUCCGAUUUCAACCAAUCAAAUUCAUCAUCAACAGCAGCAGCAACAGAAACAGCAACAGCAACAGAAAUUGAACAAUGCUAGACAGCCACUUGCUAACAGAGAGAAUUUACCUGCAAGAUUUUCAUCUCCGGCAACUGCCAAGAGAUCGCAAUCUACUGGAAAGUUUGGUAAAGUUUCUGCUGAGAGGGAUCCUUCUCCUGCUGGAAAAGGGAAGAGAUCUAGUUCACCUGUGCCAUCGAAAUGUGUGGUUCCGAGUUUGGUUUCGGCUAAGGAUGAAAAUCGGAGGGUUUCGCGUGAGGCUGCGAUUAUUGUUCCGUCUAGGUAUAGACAACCGUCUCCUACUGCGAGGAAACAGCCUUCACCUAAUCCGAGAAGAGCUUCGAUUUCUCCCGGGAGGAGGUUGUCUGGUGGUAUUAAGUUUUCGCCGGCUGUGGGGGAUGCUUCUGGGAGGAAGAAGAUGGUGGCUGGAAUCCCUAAGAUUUCUGAUUCAUUGAUGGGAUCGGCUAAGACGGCGAGGAAGAAUUGGGAUGAGCAGAAUGUUGAAGGUGAAAGCAUAGAAAAGAAUGUUGCUGCUGCUUCUAAAACUAGGGUUGAUUCUCAAUCAAGCAUAAAAACUCAGGCUGCAAUGUCAAGGAGAUUGAGCGAUGUGAAAAGUCAAAAAUCUGAUAAUAAUGAUUCUUCAUCUGUGGAUGAGAAUAGUAUAGUCUCUUCUCCUCAAAGAAGUUUGGAGCUAGAGAAAUCCAAGUUGGUAGAUCUUGGCAUUACAAUUCAUGAGAAGAAAUGGACAGAUGGAAGUGUUGCUCUUGAUGCAGUGUCUGCCAAUCUUUCGAAGCUUGGAAAGGAAGCAAUGCAGAGGAAAGCUCUUGCUUCUGCAGCUGCUGCUGCAGCAUUAGAAGAGGCCAAUGUUACUGAAUGCAUAAUAAGAAAUUUAAGCAUGUUUUCAGACCUUUGUUCUGUGUCCAAAGCGAAAAAUCCUUUGCCAACCAUGGACAAAUUCUUUGUCAUCUAUGAAGAUGUUCUAAGAUCAAUCGCAAUGGCUGAAUCUGUUGCUGACAGUCACAAGUUUGCUACAUCUGAUGACAACAUUCACACAGAGCAAUCAAAAUCACUCUCCCUGUGGGUUGAUGCUGCUUUGGCCACUGAUCUUGAGAUAGUAUCCCUUCUUACUGAAACUGGCACAGAUACUACAUCAGCGCUUCAGAAAAGUCUGUCAAAACGACACUCUCUUAGCACACCUAAGAGUCAUCUAAAUGUUUUGUCAUCUCCACAAUCUAGUCCAAGUGGUGAUGUGUGGACAAGAGGAAAUGGAAUGAAAGAAACACUAGAGCUUGGAAGGAAUUUGCUAUCGGAAAUGCAAAUGUGGUUUCUACGCUUCGUUGAAGAGUCUCUUGAAGCAGGAUUUAAAGUGUUUGGAGAGAGUGCUGGUGGUGGGAACAAGACAUUGCCUCUGGAUGGUGGCUCCAUUGCUAUUGUUUUAUCACAUUUGAAGCGCGUAAAUGCAUGGCUGGACCGUGUGGUUUCUAAAGGGAAUCAUUCAUUGACUGAUAAGAUUGAGAAAUUGAAGAGGAAAAUCUAUGGUUUUGUUAUCCAACAUGUGGGAUCUACUUUUGAUAAUUCAGCUUCAUCCUGAAAUUUUAUUUUAUUUUUUUGUUUUUUACUUUGAGUUUGGAUGUUGAAAUUGUGAUGAAAGGAAGAGCUUCUUCUAUCUUCAAAAAAUCUGCUUUGCAUGGGAAAGUGAUUAGGGGAUCACUGUAAAUUCCAAUAUCAUCAAUGAUGUUGCAUUGAACAAACAAUGAUGACUGAAUGAUUAAAUUUAAAGCUUGUUUGUCAUUAUAUUA
Trifolium pratense (red clover) is the source of this 2400-nucleotide messenger RNA. RefSeq lists its product as uncharacterized. Lineage: Eukaryota; Viridiplantae; Streptophyta; Magnoliopsida; Fabales; Fabaceae. The coding region runs from base 108 to 2192 and encodes 694 amino acids. The transcript has 4 exons. The record is from RefSeq and is a predicted model, not a curated record.